GAGCAGCCCAAACCGAAAGUAAUGGCCAUGACAGCCAUAGCCUCCGCCUCCAGAACCCUCAUCCUGUUCUCCCCUUUCAAAACCUCCCUCGCCUCUUUCUGUAAAAUUCCCAAACUACCCUCCUCAUCUGUCAAGACCACCACCACCCUUUCGCAAUUGCAAUCCCAACCCUCUCGGCGCCACAACGUCGUCGAAAUCCUCAAGCAACGCGGCCUCCUCGAGUCCCUCACGAGCUCCGACCUUCACGACGCCGUUUCCACCGGCCCCGUCAAAGUAUACUGCGGCUUCGACCCCACCGCCGAGAGCCUCCACCUCGGCAACCUCCUCGGACUCAUCGUCCUCUCCUGGUUCCAGCGCUGCGGCCACCUCGCCGUCGCACUCAUUGGCGGCGCUACUGCCCGCAUCGGUGACCCAUCCGGCAAGUCCCUCGAGCGCCCCGAGCUCGAUGCCGACGCGCUCCACAAAAACACCGCCGGCAUCCACGACAUCAUCACGAAGAUCCUCCUCUCCGAUUCUUUGACUAGUUCGAAUUUCGUGAUUCUGAACAACUACGACUGGUGGAAAGAGGUGAGGAUGCUAGAUUUCUUAAGAAAUGUGGGCCGGUACGCAAGGGUUGGGACGAUGAUGGCGAAGGAGAGUGUGAAAAAGCGGCUGGAAUCGGAGCAGGGAAUGAGCUACACGGAAUUUACCUAUCAGCUAUUGCAGGGCUACGAUUUCGUGCACCUAUUCGAGAAGGAGGGAGUGAGCGUGCAAAUAGGAGGGAGUGAUCAGUGGGGGAACAUAACGGCGGGGACCGAAUUGAUUAGGAAAAUUUUGCAGGUAGAGGGGGCGUACGGACUGACAUUCCCACUUCUGUUGAAGAGCGAUGGUACCAAGUUUGGGAAAUCGGAAGACGGCGCCGUUUGGUUGUCUCCGUCGAUGCUGUCGCCGUACAAGUUUUACCAGUACUUCUUCUCGGUUCCAGAUGCGGACGUGGUGAGGUUCUUGAAGAUUCUGACGUUUAUGGAGUUGGAGGAGAUUGGGGAAGUGGAGAGGGAGAUGGGGACGCCCGGGUACGUCCCCAACAGCGCGCAGCGGAGGCUUGCGGAGGAAGUCACGCGGUUCGUGCACGGCGAGGAGGGUCUGAGCGAGGCAAUUAAGGCCACCCAGGCGAUGAGACCGGGUUCCGAGACCAGGUUGGAUUGGAAGGCCAUCGAGGGGAUUGCGGAGGAUGUGCCGUCUUGCUCUUUGUCCCACCAUGAGGUGUUGAAUCUCUCGCUCGUUGAUCUUUCCGUUGCGGCCGGUUUAUUGGAGAGCAAAUCUGCUGCGCGGCGCAUGUUGAAGCAGGGGGGUUUGUACUUGAAUAACACUAGAGUGGACGGAGAGAGUAAAAGGAUUGAGGCGGAGGACAUUGUGGAUGGGAAGGUUAUCCUUUUGUCCGCAGGGAAGAAGAACAAGGUGCUUGUACGGAUAUCUUCAUCUGAUUGAUUGCUCUAACUCGAUAUCUGAUUAGUUAUAUUAUCGUAAAAAAUGUUUAAUUAAUUAGUGAAUGAAUUUCUUGUAUGCUCAAAAAAAGUUUUGGGGUUCACUGCCAUGUGAAAGAAUACGUUGUUAAUCAUGAAAUGAUUUUUUUUAGGACAAGUUUGGUUAUUCAGCACAAACUCUUUA
Molecule: messenger RNA, 1647 nt
Organism: Alnus glutinosa
Lineage: Eukaryota; Viridiplantae; Streptophyta; Magnoliopsida; Fagales; Betulaceae
Product: tyrosine--tRNA ligase, chloroplastic/mitochondrial
Exons: 1
Coding region: 22-1467 (481 amino acids)
Biological process (GO): tyrosyl-tRNA aminoacylation
Cellular component (GO): chloroplast stroma; cytosol; mitochondrion
Molecular function (GO): RNA binding; ATP binding; tyrosine-tRNA ligase activity
Source: RefSeq, a predicted model, not a curated record